Lycium ferocissimum is the source of this 2877-nucleotide messenger RNA. RefSeq names its product xylulose kinase 2-like. The transcript is spliced from 11 exons. Lineage: Eukaryota; Viridiplantae; Streptophyta; Magnoliopsida; Solanales; Solanaceae. Bases 831 to 2525 code for a protein of 564 amino acids. The record is from RefSeq and is a predicted model, not a curated record. Gene Ontology annotation, molecular function: D-xylulokinase activity. Gene Ontology annotation, cellular component: cytosol. Gene Ontology annotation, biological process: xylulose metabolic process; D-xylose metabolic process.
CCCCCCUACAAAAUCCCUAUCAGAAGAACAAUCGUAAAAGAUUUAUCCCAAGCAAUUGAAAGGACAAAUUUUAAAAUGUGAAAAGGAAGAGGAGGCUGUAGCCUUAUAUUAGUUACGGAGUAGAGUUUAAAACUGUUGUAUUUUAUAACUAUCAUAACGAUAGACCUGCUUAUUAAGUACCUCAAUCAAUAUUAAGAACUGACUAGCUCGUGAAAAUUUGAUUGUUGCAUUCCGACAAUUCCCCCCAUUUAAAGUGCAAAAAGAAAAAAGGAUGACUCUUUAAGUAUUUGUCUCCGAUUCCUAAUUAAAAUACUUAUCCUCACUUGUGAUAAUUGCAAUCGAUCCAUUCUUAUCUUAGAUGAACUACGACAUGGACUGGGGACUCAGUAAAGACGACUCAACUUGAUAAAUUUUAUUUUGGACUAUUCAGUAUCAAAAAACUAAGCUUCUCUUUAGAUAAAAAGGGGUCUCCACCCUCAAUAAUUUAAAGAAUUCUGUACGUCUUUAGAUUCAUUUCUCUUGAAUUACUAAACUCUUGUAGAAAUUCUGAUUUUCUUUAUUAUUUCUUUAUUACAAACUCUAAUCUUUAUAAUAUCAUUUGGCCUGAGUGAUGCUAAUUACUUAUUCCAUUCAACAUGUACAUGGUGCUGAACUUCCAACUAGUGAGUGGUGGGUUCCACACCAGACCAUGGCUGCUACUCUUAAAAGACAUUUCUGUCUUGAUUCUUGAUUCAUAAAGUGUCUAAUGCUCAAAGCAGCAGCUAAACUAGCCAACCCAAUCCUACCAAGUUGCUUAGCUUGCUUGAACUUUUUAACUAAAUUUUCUUUAUAUGGAGGACUGCUCCCUCCCUCAGGACUCUUUGUUCCUAGGUUUUGACUGCUCCACUCAGUCACUGAAGGCAACUGUAUUAGAUGCUAAUCUCAACAUAGUAAUAUCAGAACUUGUGAAUUAUGAUUCUGAGUUGCCUCACUACAACACCAAAGGUGGAGUCUUUCGAGACCCAUUCGUUAAUGGCAGAAUUGUGUCACCAACAUUGAUGUGGGUGGAAGCCCUAGACCUUAUUCUCCAAAGACUCGAAAAGUCAAAGUUGGAUUUUGGAAAAAUUGCAGCUGUUUCUGGUAGUGCUCAGCAACAUGGUAGUGUUUAUUGGAAGAAUGGGAGUUCUGUCAUACUAUCAUCAUUGGAUCCUAAAAAACCACUUGCGGAUCAAUUUCUUGAUGCUUUUUCAAUCGAAGAAUCGCCUAUAUGGAUGGACUGCAGCACCACAGAACAAUGCAAAGCUAUUGAGGAAGCUGUUGGUGGUGGAUUGGAGUUGGCUAAACUUACUGGUUCUCGUGCACAUGAAAGAUAUGUCGGUCCUCAAAUUCAAAAGAUUUUUGAAACACAGCCUGAAAUUUAUCAGAAUACAGAGAGGAUAUCACUAGUUAGUUCUUUUAUGGCGUCUCUACUUGUUGGGUGUUACGCUUGCAUUGAUCAAACUGAUGGAGCAGGAAUGAAUCUCAUGGACAUUGAGCGCCGAAUUUGGUCCAAAAUAGCCCUGGAGGCUACUGCACCUGGUUUAGAGGAGAAGCUUGGAAAGUUAGCUCCUGCUUAUGCUGUUGCUGGUUCUAUUGCUUCCUAUUAUGUUGAGAGGUACCACUUCAACAAAAAUUGUGUAGUGGUUCAAUGGUCUGGAGACAACCCUAACAGCUUAGCAGGGUUGACCCUCAACGCUUAUGGAGAUCUGGCAAUCAGUCUUGGCACAAGUGACACUGUCUUCGGGAUUGCAACUAACCAUAGACCUAGCUUAGAUGGGCAUGUAUUUCCUAAUCCAGUAGAUACCAAAAGCUUCAUGGUAAUGUUGGUCUACAAGAAUGGGUCUUUGACUCGUGAAGUGCUCGAAACCCUCGUAGAUAUACGUGAUCGUUAUGCAGAUGGAUCUUGGGAGGUUUUCAAUAUGUUUUUACAGCAAACUCCACCUCUGAAUGGUGGAAAGAUUGGUUUUUAUUACAAAGAGCAUGAAAUACUUCCUCCUCUCCCAGUUGGUUUCCACCGAUACAAUCUUGAUAAUUUCAUGGGUGACUCCUUGGAUGGAGUAAUAGAACACGAAGUAAAGGAGUUUGAUCCGCCUUCAGAGGUUCGAGCGUUAAUUGAGGGGCAGUUACUCUCCAUGCGAGCUCAUGCCGAGAGACUUGGAAUGCCUUCUCCACCCAAAAAGAUUAUUGCAACUGGAGGAGCAUCUGCAAAUGAUCAAAUCCUGAAAAUGAUUGCUUCUAUUUUUGGGUGCAACGUCUAUACUGUCCAAAAAACAGAUUCAGCUUCCCUUGGUGCAGCCUUGAGAGCUGCUCAUGGUUGGUUGUGUGACCAGAAGGGAAAAUUUGUGCCCAUCUCUGAUAUGUAUCUAAGGAAAUUGGAGGAGACAUCGCUAAAGUGCAAGCUUGCGAUGCCUGCUGCAGGUCAAGACCUUAUUGACAGGUAUACAUUGUUGAUGAACAAGAGAUUGGAAAUUGAGAAUCGUCUCAUCCAAAGAUUGGGACGUUGGUAAAAUUUCACUCAGGUCAUGUACUGCAUACGGUUUUAACACAAACUGGCUUAACGUGUUUUUAGUGCGGACCUUCAGAAUUGCCAUAGUUUUUUUGGAAAAAAGAUCGUACUUACCGUUCUGCUUUGAGAAAUAGUUUAAAUAUAUCAUCUGUUUGAGUUUCCAACUAUAUAUAGUUAACCCUGUAUACAUUUGAUCAAAUCCUCGCCUGAGUCUAACGGAGGGGACACGUGGAGGGCCAGCUUAUACCCGGUUUAUAUUACAAAUCCAACACUCGCACUCUAAUUCCUGAAGCCUAGACUCAAGCUCUUAUUUUUCAUCCAAAUCCUUUCCCUAUUCCAAUUUAAUUUCCAGA